AUGGCGGUUCAAGAUAAAAUAGAGAAUCUAUGGCAAGAAUUGAGAGACCUAAGCUUAGGCAUCACGCCCAAAGUCGACCACCUACCCACCCCACCCACUCCCCUCCAAUUCCUCCGUGACUACGUCACCCCAAACAAGCCUUGCCUCAUUUCCGCAGCCACCCACCACUGGCCUGCCCUCUCCUUAUGGUCCUCCACCUCCUACCUCAGGGACACCCUCUCCUCAACACCCGUAUCUCUCCACCUCACCCCAACCGGUCGCGCUGAUUCCCUAACCCCACACCCCACUUCUCCUUCCUCUCUCUGCUUUGCAUCUGCCCAUGUCCAAACCCUCCCUUUUGAACAGGCAUUGGAUCGGGUUCUGGAGUCUGAUUUUAAUCGGGUGUCGUAUUUGCAGGAACAGAAUGACUGUUUUCGUGCUGAGUAUGGGGCUUUGGCGAGGGAUUGUGAAGAGGAUGUUCCUUGGGCGAGUGAGGCACUGGGGUGCCGGCCUGAGGCUGUGAAUUUGUGGAUUGGGAACCAUUUUUCGGAGACUUCGUUUCACAAGGAUCAUUAUGAGAAUCUUUAUGCUGUUGUAACUGGGGAGAAGCAUUUCCUACUGCUUCCUCCUACUGAUUUUCACAGAAUGUACAUCCGUGAGUAUCCGGCUGCUCGAUAUCACUAUCAUAAGGAUACUGGAGAAUUUACACUGGAGCUAGAGGAUCCGAUUAGGGCUGUGCCAUGGUCUAGUGUGGAUCCAUACCCUUCACAUGAGGAGAAACGGGGAGAAGUAGAUAAGUUUCCUUUGUACUUCAAUGGACCGAAGCCAUUUGAAGUUACGGUCAAGGCAGGGGAAAUGCUUUAUUUGCCGAGCAUGUGGUUUCAUCAUGUUAGACAGAGUCACGACAACUCAGGACUCACUAUUGCGAUAAACUAUUGGUAUGAUAUGCGGUUUGAUAUUAAGUAUGCUUACUUUAACUUCCUGCAAUCUAUACCUUACUCACCACGGAAGGAUCCUGCUUCAUGUAAAGUGAUAAACGUGAAAUCGAGCUUAAGUGGAUCUUCAUGCAACUCGGGAGGUGAAUCGGAUAUAACUGAAUCUUUACCAAAUCUUACUGUUAGAGAUGACAGUGAUGGUGAAAUUGAUGAGCUAAGUUAUAAACUGGACUGUGUUUGA
This is a messenger RNA of Fraxinus pennsylvanica, 1155 nucleotides long. The record is from the annotation of a GenBank genome assembly. Lineage: Eukaryota; Viridiplantae; Streptophyta; Magnoliopsida; Lamiales; Oleaceae.